Molecule: messenger RNA, 6575 nt
Organism: Psammomys obesus (fat sand rat)
Lineage: Eukaryota; Metazoa; Chordata; Mammalia; Rodentia; Muridae
Gene: Lrrc8b
Product: leucine rich repeat containing 8 VRAC subunit B
Exons: 4
Coding region: 179-2596 (805 amino acids)
Molecular function (GO): protein binding
Source: RefSeq, a predicted model, not a curated record
CAGGGAUUCUUGAGAUCAAAACCUAACCGCAGAGUUUCCGGGUGACCAGCAUUCAUAGGAAUGAAGACAAACUCAGAGAUGGUGUGUCUCAGAAACUUCAAAAGGUGUAGACCCCCCGACUGAGGCGCAGUUAAUUUGAUUCGCUUUUUCAUAAACCCCCGCCCUCUGCCAGGGAGCCAUGAUCACACUAACUGAGCUGAAAUGCCUAGCCGACGCGCAGUCAUCCUAUCACAUCCUGAAGCCCUGGUGGGACGUCUUCUGGUAUUACAUCACCCUCAUCAUGCUGCUGGUGGCCGUGCUGGCCGGAGCCCUGCAGCUCACCCAGAGCAGGGUGCUCUGCUGCCUUCCGUGCAAGGUGGAAUUCGACAGCCACUGUGCCGUGCCCUGGGAGCUGCUGAGGGGCGGCGAGAACGUGUCCUCAGCCCCGGGCCUGCUGUCGCCGCUGCCGCUGCCGCUGCGGAUCCAGAACGACCUGCACCGGCAGCAGUACUCCUACAUCGACGCCGUCUGCUACGAGAAGCAGCUGCACUGGUUCGCCAAGUUCUUCCCCUACCUGGUGCUCCUGCACACGCUCAUCUUCGCAGCCUGCAGCAACUUCUGGCUCCACUACCCCAGCACCAGCUCCAGGCUGGAGCACUUCGUGUCCAUCCUCCACAAGUGCUUCGACUCCCCGUGGACCACCCGCGCCCUGUCAGAGACGGUGGCCGAGCAGUCCGGGAGGCCCCUGAAACUCUCCAAGUCCAAAACCUUGCUCUCCACCUCAGGGGGUUCCGCCGACGCCGAUGCCAGCAAACAGUCCCUGCCCUACCCACAGCCGGGCCUGGAGCCACCUGGCAUAGAGAGCCCGACUUCCAGCGUCCUGGACAAGAAGGAGGGCGAGCAAGCCAAAGCCAUCUUUGAGAAGGUGAAGAGGUUCCGCCUCCACGUGGAGCAGAGGGACAUCAUUUACCGGGUGUACCUGAGGCAGAUCAUCGUCAAGGUCAUUCUGUUCGUCCUCAUCAUAGCCUACGUCCCGUACUUCCUAAGCUACAUAACCCUCGAAAUCGACUGCUCGAUUGACGUGCAGGCGUUCACGGGCUACAAGCGCUACCAGUGCGUCUACUCCUUGGCAGAGAUCUUCAAGGUCCUAGCCUCCUUCUAUGUCAUCUUGGUGAUCCUUUAUGGCCUCACCUCCUCCUACAGCUUGUGGUGGAUGCUCAGGAGCUCCCUCAAGCAGUACUCCUUUGAGGCGCUCCGGGAGAAGAGCAACUACAGCGACAUCCCCGACGUCAAGAACGACUUCGCCUUCAUCCUCCAUCUGGCCGACCAGUACGACCCGCUCUACUCCAAGCGCUUCUCCAUCUUCCUGUCGGAGGUGAGCGAGAACAAACUGAAGCAGAUCAACCUCAACAACGAGUGGACGGUGGAGAAGCUGAAGAGCAAGCUUGUGAAAAACGCCCAGGACAAGAUCGAGCUGCAUCUCUUCAUGCUCAGUGGCCUUCCGGACAACGUCUUCGAGCUGACGGAGAUGGAGGUGCUGAGCCUGGAGCUCAUCCCCGAGGUCAAGCUGCCCGCCGCCGUGUCCCAGCUCGUCAACCUCAGGGAGCUCCACGUGUACCACUCAUGUCUGGUGGUCGACCACUCCGCCCUGGCCUUCCUGGAGGAGAACUUGAAGAUCCUCCGCCUGAAGUUCACCGAGAUGGGGAAGAUCCCUCGCUGGGUGUUCCACCUGAAGAACCUCAGGGAGCUCUACCUGUCGGGCUGUGUCCUCCCCGAGCAGCCUGGCACCAUGCAGCUGGAGGGCUUCCAGGACCUGAAGAACCUGCGGACCCUCCACCUCAAGAGCAGCCUGUCUCGCAUCCCCCAGGUGGUGACAGACCUGCUGCCCUCCCUGCAGAAGCUGUCCCUGGACAAUGAGGGAAGCAAGCUGGUCGUGCUGAACAACCUGAAGAAGAUGGUCAACCUGAAGAGCCUGGAGCUGCUGGGCUGCGACCUGGAGCGCAUCCCCCACUCCAUCUUCAGCCUGAACAACCUGCACGAGCUGGACCUGAAGGAGAACAACCUGAAGACGGUGGAGGAGAUCAUCAGCUUCCAGCACCUCCCCAGCCUGUCCUGUUUGAAGCUCUGGCACAACAGCAUCGCCUACAUCCCGGCGCAGAUCGGCGCGCUGUCCAACCUGGAGCAGCUGGUCCUGGGGCACAACAACAUCGAGAGCCUGCCCCUGCAGCUCUUCCUCUGCACCAAGCUGCACUACCUGGACCUAAGCUACAACCACCUGACCUUCAUCCCAGAGGAGGUCCAGUACCUGGCCAACCUCCAGUACUUCGCUGUGACCAACAACAACAUCGAGAUGCUCCCAGAUGGGCUGUUCCAGUGCAAGAAGCUCCAGUGUCUACUUCUGGGGAGAAACAGCCUAACAGACCUGUCCCCUCUGGUGGGUGAGCUGUCCAACCUCACCCACCUGGAGCUCAUUGGGAACUACCUGGAGACGCUGCCCCCAGAGCUGGAAGGCUGCCAGUCCCUGAAACGGAGCUGUCUGAUUGUCGAGGACAGUUUGCUCAGUACCCUUCCGCCGCCUGUGACAGAGCGCUUACAGACGUGCCUGGAUAAGUGUUAACCCUCAGGUCAGGCUCACGGCAAAAGCAGCUGUAAAGCCAGGCACCGGGAAAGGAGAAUGGACUUUCCUCAGUUAUCAAGAUGAAAAAUGGCCGCUGAUUGUGGCACAUCAUAACCAAAAUCUUACAGAUAACUCAUUUCAGGAUCUAAAUCAAGUAGGAAAAAGAUGUCAACACUGGAGUUUUGUGAGUAACUGAUUUUUAAUUAUUGAGAUGCUACAGACAGUAUGUGUUGAAGGUGGAUUGAGAGGCGUGCAAUUAUGGAGACUUUUAUCUUCAGGACUGCAUUUUUCCUCUCUCUUUUCGCCCAUUACUUAUUUGCACACUUGUUUUCACAUGACUUCCUAAUUUGAUAUUUAUCACCAAGCCCACGAAGACUCCUCAGUAUAAAUUUCCUUGACGUAUGCUCUCCACUGGCUUUGAUUUCUGUCCUUUCACUUUUUAAGCAGAGUGUACCGUGCUUGGCAGAGUUCCAUCUUGGCCUGCUUCUCCUUUCCUUUGUCAUUUUGCUGGAAUCUUCAUCUGGUUUUCUCUGAACAACAGCGAACAUCCCUGGGACAUUUGGCGUUCACCUAGAACAGGAGCCAGGGUUUCUAGGGCACGUGACCCAACUUCCUAAAAGUCGGUAUGGUCCCGAAGUACCUUCUUGUCGGUCCUCAAAGCCUUUUGUAAAUGUUAAGAAUUUUAUAUGAAACACGAAAUAUUUUGUACUGUACGGUCUCAUUCUAUCCCUGUGAGCACGCUUUCUGUACGAUGAGCAUGUUCAUCUCUGUCGGAACUUAAUGAUUCCUGGUUUGGGCUCAUUACAACUCUCAUGUUUGUAUGCAUUCUGCUCCAAGGGUUUUUGUACUCUGCAACUGACCCCUUUGGGGUGACAGAGCCUUGUGCUUUGCUCCCCUCGGCCUUUGAGGGGCUCCCUGCGAGAGGACAGGGCUGCAGCACCACCUACCUCUCCCUGCCGCUGCGCACGCAUGCGGGUGAUCCUCAGCCACUCCCGGACUGCGAUGGAGGGGAGGGCAAGAGCUGGGCUGGGAAGUUGACUGGAAACUGCUCUGUAGAAAUAGAGUGAGCACUAAAUAAAAAUGUGGGUCUCCUCCAUCCGCGUGGCCUCUCGACGCGACGCCAGCGGGCGCUGUUGCUCAGCCCCUCGCUGAGCCCGCCUAACUGAUGCCCACCCGCGCCCGGCAUCUCCUGGAUACGCCGUGCUCCUCCUGACAGGGAGCCAUGUCUGCGGCCCCUCGUUACCAUGCAGAUUGUUGAAUAAAUAAAAUGGGCAGGCUAGCUUGGGGAAGCGGAUGCUGCUUUGCGCUUUUCUCUGAUGGGUCUAGGCAUGACGAACCCACCUCUUUUCAGACCUGACUGUCAAGCAAUCUAUUAACUGCAGCUACAAAAAAAAAAAAAAAAAAAAAAAAAAAAAAAAAAAAAAAAAAAAAAACAAAAAAAAAAAAAAAAAAAAAAAAAAAAAAAAAAAAAAAAAAAAAAACUGCGAACACUGUGGGGUCAAGAAUCUUCUGAAGAGUCUCCUAAGAACAGAACCGCGGUGUGCAGUUUUUCUCUUCAUUUGUUCUAGAAAGAUGAGAGUGAGUCUUUGAAGCAGAUGAAAUGCCUGUCCCCUGACCUGCCACACAGGCCUGAUGCUCAGAGAAAAGAAUGACAUGGAGGACACUUGAGUAAGGUUAGUGACAAAGAAGAUACCGAAGGCCCAAAGCUGCCUGACACACCAUGGAUGUCAAGGAACCAAGUGAAAACAGUCAUCUUAGCAAAGCUCGCCCUGUUAGAAUGCUCUCGGGGGGCCAGGGUUGGCUGAGGCAGCCUCCCUGGGACCUCACGGGCAGGUCCUGGUGUAGCCAGGGCUUUCUUAUUUUCACUUCUUUAAGAAUGGUGAGGUGAUGGUUAAUGUUCUCCAGUAGAAUCAUCAUAUGGUCCAAUUUCGACAUUGACUGGAACUACCUGAGGUUUUUGAACAUAAACCUUGCAUGUGAGAGGGGUUUCAAUAUUAUCAGCCAUACUUCAUAUGAAAUGAAAGACCCCACCCUCUUCUAUAAGGAAAAUUUCAAAAGUUGAGAUUUUCCACCCUUCACCUGAUAAAAGAGAAAGCCCCCGUGCCUUGUUUCCAAGUUAGCUAACUCUUCCUACCUCCUCGAAGCAUUCCCUGGAAGGACCCAUCACGAGGUCUGAGCCGUUGUCACUGGCAGAAACCAUACUGCUCUUGAUACCACAGCUUUGAAAUCUCUUUUGUAUUCAUCACUUAUGCAGCAAUGCUGAGGCAGCUUUUAAAGCUAACACUAAGACAAUGACCAACACACUACCGCCUGACACACAGGGAUGUGGGUUAGCACUGGCUCUGCGAACCUGAGUGUCCACAGUCACCUAACUGGAGAAAAUGAAAUCUUCCAAAUUAUCAUGAUACGAAUUUUCCAAAAACCAAAUGUGAAGGAUCAAAAACAAUACUACAGUAAUAUGGGUCAGUUGCUUGCACACACAAAUACAGAGAAUGCACAUGCUUCGUACCUGCAAAUUUCAGUUUUCAGUUUCUUUAAUUCAUUACUUUUAAUCAUGAAGUAUUCCGUUUCCUUAGUUAUGGUAUUUAAAAUAAAAGCAAACAGUCUAGUUUGAGAAGGCGCUUGUGUUUCUACAAAGGUACAGCCAUUCCCUCACCUCCAUCGGGGUGGGUUUCUGCAGCACAGUGAUACUGCAUUUUCUUUUUGGUCUCCUGUGUAUCAGCAUAUUUGUUACUGUUAAACAGACUGGCUCAGGGUACACAAAAUCCUUGGCGUCUUGGUGAAGCAGCAAGCUCUGAUUUGUGUGCUGCAGUGCGCUAACGAAGUUUAUGACGUUGUUCUUUGGUCAUGAAGUGGCUCUGCUCAUGUUUUGUAAUUCAGAUGCCUUGUUUAACUAAAAUAGCGCAUCAUAGUGAUAGGUUCAUUGAAACAGCCAAACACUUACUCUGUGCACUUGACCUUAUUUCUUUAUGACGUAGCACUGGUCCACCCACAUGCGGUGUCCCCGUCCUCACCCACCUCGUGAAUCUGACGGGCACUGUACAGUGGCGGUCUGUUGUGUUACAGCGUCUGCAGUGACCCCUGGGUGAGGGCAGUCCUUCAUCCCCAUUAUAACACCCCAGCUUCUGGUCCCUGCUUCCAUUAACUGCACGUUGCACUAGAAUCUAUAUAAGUUCCAGAAAAGUAAAUGAGACUAAACAGAUGGAGAAAAGAAGAUUUCUUUCGCAUCCUGAAGGAAAUACACAUAUCUAUAUUAUAUUUAUAUACACAGGAUAAACCCUGCUGCAGUUGUCCUGGGUGAUAGUGUCCCUCUUCUGUACCGUCCCAUGUCUGGGAGAGCUGCGGGAUGGUUUCCUUCCUGUCUCUUGUCCACAGCAUCUCCGUCCAGUGACAUCGUCUGCUAUGUACCUUUCACAAUGGACGCCAUGACUGCAUUCUCGUCAGCUUCUAAAACUAUGAACAACUUCAUCAACAUGGGAGUAUUAACACAGAUUAAAUGAGCCAGAGUACCGAGGUGAGGUGGCUUCUGAUUGAACUUUGUUUCCGGGUGAAGUUUUGAAUUUAACACAGAAUAAACCGCAGCUGAGAAAAACAAGCAUGAAUGCCUCCUGCAUGUUCACUACUUCUAGCAGACAUGGUGUGAUUUUAAAAACGCAGAAGUGUGUAGCGGUGGAGUGGGUGUGUCUGCGCUCACGUCUGCUGUGCCACGUUCACGUGUACACUAAGACUUGAAACUCCUAAGUAAAAAGAUGGACUGAUCUUGAGUGGAGACAUUUUGUUGUUUAAUCUUUCCCAUAUCUUUGGAAAUGUAUAUCUGGAAUGAAUUACUAGAAAAUGCAAAAUUAUGUUCAGUGCUUUUGGCCCCUGGAUUGAAAUCCCUACCCUUCAGUAGAUUUGGGUAAAAUUUGCUGUUUUUAAAGUAUGUUUUGUGUAAAAAAAAAAAAAUGAGAUUUUUAUAAUAAAUGGCAAAUAAGAUGAA